AUGGCCUCGCAGGCUGCGGCAGAGAAGCCCGCCGGCCCUGCCCCCAGCAGAGAUGUGGCCCUCAAGCAGAAGAAGGACCAGAAAAAGGAGCUCUAUCCCAUGGUCAACUGGAAAUAUGACAUUUUUCUUCAUGUCAUGGGCAACGUCGCCGACCUCUUCUUCCGCGAGGUUGUCUCGCGCGGAUCGUGGAAGGUGCCGCAGUCAGGCCCCGUCCUGUUUGUCGCCGGGCCUCAUGCCAACCAGUUCGUCGACGGUCUUGUCCUCCAACGGACCCUCCGCAAGGAAGCCGGCCGCCGCGUCUCCCUGCUCAUCGCGCAAAAGUCGGUCCACGGCUUCAUCGGCUGGGCCUCGCGCCAGGUCUCCUCGGUGCCCGUCGGCCGCGCCCAGGACGCCGCCAAGCCCGGCUCCGGCACCAUCUACAUGCCGGACCCCCUCGGCGACCCGACGCUGAUCCGCGGCGUCGGCACCAAGUUUGGCGCCGGCGAGGGCGAGGUCCAGGGCAUGCUGUUCCUGCCCUCGGCCGCGGGCGUCAACGGCGAGAGCAUGAACAUCGAGAAGAUCAUCGGCCCCGAGGAGGUCCGCCUCAAGCGGCCCUUCAAAGGCCGCCUCGCCAUGCAGCAGCUCACCGGCCGCGACGACCUCGACGAAGACGGCCGCUUCACCAACAAGUCGCUCCGCGGCCUCGCGCCGGGCUACCAGGGCACAAAGUACAAGCUCGCGCCGCACACGGACCAGACGAGCGUCUACGAGGCCGUCUUCGACCGUCUCCGCAACGGCGGCUGCGUCGGCAUCUUCCCCGAGGGCGGCUCGCACGACCGCACCGAGCUGCUGCCGCUCAAGGCCGGCGUUGCCAUCAUGGCCCUCGGCGCGCUGGCCGAGUCGCCCCGCUGUGGGCUCAAGAUUGUGCCCGUCGGCAUGAACUACUUUCACGCGCACAAGUUUCGCUCCCGCGCCGUCGUCGAGUUUGGCACGCCGUUUGAGAUCCCCCCGCGCCUCGUCGACAUGUACCAGAACAACCAGCGGCGCGAGGCCAUCGGCCAGCUGCUCGACACGGUGCACCAGGCGCUCAGCGCCGUCACCGUGUCGGCGCCCGACUACGACACCCUCAUGAUGAUCCAGGCCGCGCGCCGCCUCUACAACCCCACGGGCAAGAAGCUACCGCUGCCGCUCGUCGUCGAGCUCAACCGCCGCCUGUCCAAGGGCUACGAACGCUACAAGGACGACGAGCGCAUCACGUCCCUGUCCAAGAGCGUCAAGGAGUACAACGCGCGCCUGCGCUACCUCAACCUCAAGGACCACCAGCUCCAGUACGCCAAGCUCAACAUAUUCGUCGUCCUGGCCCUGCUCCUCUACCGCUCGGCCAAGCUCAUCCUCCUCUUCUUCUGCUCGCUGCCCGGCCUCAUUUUGUUUUCGCCCAUCUUCGUCGCCACCAAGAUCAUCAGCCGUGAAAAGGCCAAGACGGCGCUCGCCGGCUCGACGGUCAAGAUUCGCGGCCGCGACGUCAUGGCCACGUGGAAGAUUCUCGUCGCUCUCGGCCUGGCGCCCACCGUCUACCACGUCUACUCCAUCAUCAUCGUCACGCGCGUGUGGUACGACCGCUUCUGGGGUCUGGUGCCCACGGCGCUGCCCCUGUGGCUCGUCUACCUCGGGGUCUGGGCGACCAUUAUCGGCAUCACCUUUGCCGCGCUGCGCUUUGGCGAGGUCGGGAUGGACAUUUUCAAGUCGCUGCGCCCGCUGGUGCUCUGCGUCUUUCCCUCGUCGGGCUACAACAUCCACCGCAUGCGCGAGCAGCGCGCCGAGCUGAGCACGCAGGUCACCGAGGUCAUCAACGAGCUGGGGCCGGAGAUGUUUUCCGACUUUGAAAAGACGCGCCUGGUGCCGGACGCCAGCAAGCACGACUCGGGCGCACCGCCGACGCCGCUGGGCGAGGGCCGGCGCCGCGACAGCGAGGCCAGCAUCGACAUCUUCGUCGACCCGCCGGCGGACGGCGUGUCGUCGCGGACGCUGCCGCGCAACGACUCGUUCAGUAACAUUGGCCACGUGGGCAUCUUCUCGACGCGGCCGCCGUCGCGGUCCCGCAGCCGCUCGCGCUCGAGCAGCGCGGGCGGCGGCCUGGGCCAGAGCGCGUUCCCCAUCAGCGGCUUCACGACGCUCGACUCGGCCGAGGGCUUCAACGAGGCGAGCCGCAAGAUCCGCCAGGCCAUGAAGGAUCGACGCAGGCGGUCGGACAAGCUCAAGAUGGAGACGGGCGGUGACGAGCAAGAGGAUGACAGCGAUGAUGAGGGUUAUGACGAAGCGAGGAAGAAGGACAUUUGA
Messenger RNA from Akanthomyces muscarius, 2316 nucleotides. RefSeq lists its product as uncharacterized. Lineage: Eukaryota; Fungi; Ascomycota; Sordariomycetes; Hypocreales; Cordycipitaceae. The record is from RefSeq and is a predicted model, not a curated record. The transcript has 2 exons. Gene Ontology annotation, cellular component: endoplasmic reticulum membrane. Gene Ontology annotation, molecular function: glycerol-3-phosphate O-acyltransferase activity; glycerone-phosphate O-acyltransferase activity. Gene Ontology annotation, biological process: phospholipid biosynthetic process. Bases 1 to 2316 code for a protein of 771 amino acids.